AUGCCACGGCGUUCCAAGGACAAGGCUCCUUCGAGCAGCAGCAGCAACGAAGAUGCUCUUGAUCAUGUUGAGAAUAGCAGCAUAGCCCGGCGAGACCCCGCCACUACUUCAAAGAUGGGCGGCAAACAGAGCCUUUUCGACGAUGCCGGGUCGAGCAGCGAUGAGGACUCUGAGGAUGGCGGUGCCCAGCUGGCAGAUGACUCCUCAUCUUUCAAGAUCAACGAGGAGUACGCACGGAGGUUUGAACAUAACAAGAAGAGAGAAGAGCGACAGAAAUUGGAAGAGAAAUAUGGUAGAGACCAAGCCAAUGGCAAUGCGGCCGGCUCAGACAGCGAAUCCGACUCUUCAGACGACGAAGACGAGGACGAAGAGGCCUUCCUUCUCACCGAGGAGCUCAAUGCUCAGAUGUCUGCGGCACUAGAGGCCAUCAAGAAGAAGGACCCUCGAAUUUACGACAAGGAGUCCACAUUCUACAAGCCUCCAGAGGAAGACGACACUGCCGAGCCAAAGGAGAAGAAGGAAAAGCCUGUCUUCCUGCGAGAUUACCAUCGGGAGAGGUACAUGGCUGGCGACACUGGGGCUGACGAGGACGACCAAAAACCCAAGACGUAUGCCCAGGAGCAAGACGCGGUGAAGCAGACCCUUCUGGCUGAAAUCAAUGCAGCGGCCGAGGGCGACUCGGACGCAGACAGCGACGAUGACGGAUUCAUCAAGCGGAAGGAGCCGAAGGAGGGCGAGGCCCUUGGUGAGAACCAUGUGCACCCGUCCCGAGCUGCCAAGGUCCAACUCACCGAACUCGAUGUCAAAAAUGCCGACAAGGACCCGGAACUCUACCUCUCAAAUUUCAUGGCGUCGAGAUCUUGGGCUGAGUCUGGAUCCAAGUGGGAGGCCUUCGAGUCGGAUGAGGGCGAGCCCGAUGAUCGGGCUGAUGAAUUCGAGGCAGCUUACAACCUGCGCUUCGAAGAUCCGGACAAGAGCAACGAGGUCCUCAGGUCAUACUCGAGAAGUAUCACUGCGGCCAAGUCGGUCCGUCGCGAGGAGAAGACGGGCCGUCAACGGCAGAGAGAGUUGGAGAAGGAGAGGAAGGAGGCCGAGAAGCGAGAGAGACACGAGGAGCGUGCUCGAUUGCGCAAGCUGAAGGUCGAGGAGGCAGAGGAGAAGCUGAAGAAGAUCAAACAAGCUGCCGGUCUCAGUGGCAAGCAGCUCAACGAGGAAGAAUGGGCGGGACUUCUAGACGACGCUUGGGAGAAUGACAAGUGGGAACAGGAGAUGAACCGCCGGUUUGGCGACAACUAUUACGCUGCGGCUGAUGCGGGAAUGGAUUCGGACGACGACGGAGCCGAGGCUGGGAAGAAGAAGCCCAGAAAACCAAAGUGGGACGACGACAUCGACAUCAAGGACCUGGUCCCCGACUUUGAGGAAGAGGAGGCCCGGCCCAACAUCACCCUCUCGGAUGAGGAGGCCGGCCAAGACGGUCCGGACGAGGAGGAAGAAGAGGAGGAGGACGACGACCGGCCCUCCAAGAAGCGCAAGACGUCCAAGGACCACAAGAAGGACCGCGCGGACGCCAAGCGCGCGGCCCGCCAGGAGCGCGCCAAGAUCGAGGCCCUCGUCGACGCGCGCAUGGAGCUCGACGCCCCCUCGGCGCUCGCCGGCCCUUCUUCCUCCGCCGCCGGCGCCUCGGCGUCGGGCUUCCGCUACCGCGAGACGAGCCCGCAGUCCUUUGGCCUCACGGCCCGCGACAUCCUGCUCGCGCCCUCGGACGCCGCGCUCAACGAGUUCGCCGGCCUCAAGAAGCUCGCGACCUGGCGCGACGCCGAGAAGAAGCGCCGCGACCGCAAGAAGCUGGGCAAGAAGGCCCGCCUGCGCCAGUGGCGCCGCGACAACUUUGGCGCCGAGUACGAGGCCACGGGCCCCACGUUUGGCUUCGGCGACGGCGACGGCGGAAAGGGCAAGGGCAAGGCUGAGGCAUCGUCGUCAGGCCGUGACAAGGAUGAGGGCGGUAAGAAGAAGCGCAAGAGAUCCAAGGGCAAGAAGAGCGCCGCGUGA
This is a messenger RNA of Thyridium curvatum, 2049 nucleotides long. RefSeq lists its product as uncharacterized. NCBI's taxonomy places the organism in Eukaryota, Fungi, Ascomycota, Sordariomycetes, Thyridiales, Thyridiaceae. Gene Ontology annotation, cellular component: nucleolus; 90S preribosome. The transcript has 2 exons. The coding region runs from base 1 to 2049 and encodes 682 amino acids. Gene Ontology annotation, biological process: endonucleolytic cleavage in ITS1 to separate SSU-rRNA from 5.8S rRNA and LSU-rRNA from tricistronic rRNA transcript (SSU-rRNA, 5.8S rRNA, LSU-rRNA). The record is from RefSeq and is a predicted model, not a curated record.